UGCAUGCAUUUAUUUCUUUGCUUAAAAUAAUCUCCUUUUUUAACCUUCAUACGAUAAUUCUAAACAUUUCGGGAUUUUGAAGGUUAGACGUUUAGAUUUCUUAGAACAAAACAAUAUUAGGAGUAUUCUUGUUUUGUGUGUUCACUCGCAGCAGGAGGGGGUUUCUUUCCUUUUUAGUGCAGUUCGGUUUAUGUGUUGGUUUAUCUUCCACUAAAUCAAUCCAGAGAAAUUAAGUUUUACAUUUUUCCCAUACUCCCCCUCCCCCCUCAUCCACAUCCUUUCCCACCACUUGCUUUUACUCGAUGAAAAGACUUCUUUUUAAUCAUACUAAACUACAUAACUAUAUAGGUUUCCUUUACAACAAUUUCUAAAAGAAGCAUUUGAUGUUUUCCACAAGAGGGCACAUCAAACAAACAAGGAAUUCAAAGCAUAAAGCAACAGGACGAUUUAAUGUUAAAAAAGUAAAAGAAUAUGAACAACAGUGAAGCGGACCCCAUACACCCCUGCCCCACAGAAGAUGAUUACAAGUAUCUGGUGUAUACCGUUGUCUAUACCAUAGUUUUUUUCGGCGGCUUGCUGUUUAAUGGGGUUGCCGUGUAUGUUUUUUGCAUGGUCAGGAAAAAGAAGGGACAUUCAACUAUAUGCCUACUAAACCUUGCAGUGGCUGAUCUUGUUUUUAUAGUUUUCCUGCCUCUAAGGAUAACCUAUUACUACAAGGAUGGGACAUGGAUUUUUGGGGACAUUCUGUGUCGUCUUACUACAUUCUCUUUCUAUUGCAGCAUGUACUCCAGUAUCUUUUUCAUGGCUUGUUUAAGCAUUUUCCGCUAUAAGUCAGUGGUGCACACAGAAACAAUCAAAGUAAAGACAGCUCGAAAAGUUUGUGCAGCUAUCUGGGUUUUUACAGGUCUAAGUACAACACCCUUCCUACUUUCUGGUAUCAGUGUCCGGCAAAAUGCUACAAGGUGCUUUGAGCCUGCGGUGAUGUCAGCAUGGCAGAGGGUAAUGUAUAUGAACUAUUAUGCGUUGGUUGUUGGAUUUAUACUCCCGUUCCUGGCCAUUAUUGUAUGUAACGGAUUGCUCAUCAAACAUAUUGUGACCAUACCUAUGGAGAAGAAAACUAUUAGAAAGCAAGUCACUAUGAUAGUCUUGAUUCUUUUAGUUUGCUGUGUCUGUUUCUUGCCAUACCAUAUUCAAAGGACAGUUCAUCUACAUUACUUGCUUUAUCACCCAGACAUAUGCACCUUACAUGGUGUUCUUCAGAAGACUGUUGUUACAACACUGUGUUUAGCUGUUCUAAAUACCUGCUUGGAUCCUCUCUUAUAUGUAUUUGUAGGACAUGGUUAUAAAGCAUGGCUCCAAUUGCUAUGCAUGCCAAAAAUGGCUGCAAAUGUAAAAUCUUCAUCUACUGCCACAAGUGGUAUGCAGGAGGCAAUAGUAGAGGAAAUACCAAUGAAUGAAAAUGGUCAAAUGUCAAGUAAUGAACAAAACAAUGUAACACUUAUAUGCUUCAACCGCAAUCCUACAGAACCCCAACCUGUGGCCCAGGAUCCACUUUUGGCUUGCGACCCCAUUGUAUGUGACUCGCCGCAGGCAUUGUAAGCUGUAGGCAUGCGCAUGGGCAAUUUGAAAAAGUACUUUACAUUAAUAUUUAAUCCCUCCUCAUUUUCCAGUGAUAGAUGGGAAAUAUUACUUUUAUUAGAACCAUUUGAAAUGAGGGGGCAAAAGCAUAAAAAGGAAGCUUCAAUAGCAUUUUAUAUACAAUAACCAGUAUUACACACUACUAUUGUGGUGUCAAAGAUAGUGUCUUUUCUUCUUAUUGUUAAUCUAUGCUGAAUGUUGUUAGGCAUUAUAGGUAUGCUUUUGAGAAAGCUUCUUGAUCAUUUUAGGGUAUUUUCGCAUAAAUAUGGCCAUAUUUUCAGCCGCCAAAAAACAAAAAGUUUGAAUAAAAGUAAUAUUUUGAUACUUCUGCAUUUCUAGUUAUACAUGUAAAUAUAUUUUAUAGACUACUUUCAUGUAGAUAGAUAAAUCCCUUUUUAUUUUAUUUACAUUUUUUAACCAAAUGUCAAUUAAAGUCAAUUAACAUUAUUGCAGACACAUUCUAUCCUCCAAAUAUUGGUCCUUUUAUGGAAUAACGCUAGUGCCAACUAUCCAUCUGCAAAUGCUUGUCAAUUCAUUUAAUAUAUGUCCUGCUCAUUAUUAGAGUUUAAUAUGACUCCCAACAAGUUGAAUGUGGCGCACAAAGCAUAAAGGGUUGGGGACCUUUGUUCUAUUUUACCUAUACACAUGACAUAAGUAUAGCUUUCACUAUAUUUCUUCUACUAUAAACUAAUGAAAAAAUUAAGCACCACAUCCUAAGUGUUUUAGCAUGUGUGAUUACAUGUCAUAAAAUACGCCAUUAAAGAACUUGUUCUAAAUAGCAAAGUCCUGUGGAUAGGGAGAAACUAUAUGAUUGCAAGGGGCCCGAUUGCUGUGGCUCCCCUCCCCCAUCUUGAAAAUGGUCUACCAUCAGAAUACAAUGCCAGAGUGCACAUGAACAUCAAUACUCCAUUCAUUCUCUAGAUAGGAAAGAGACCCCUUAAAUGCAUGCCUAGCACAUUUGUAUUUUUUGUAUAUGAUUAUUGUGAUUUUUUAUUUUCAUUUUCCUUAAAGUGCAUCCAUCUUAUAAGAUAACUUUGUUUUUCUUGGAUUAUAUUUGAUAAAUCUUCAUCAUUUUGUUGGAUUAAUAGGUUAAUAAAAUAGUUAAAUGGUUUAAUUAAAUAGCUAAAAUUACACUGUGGGAAGAACAAGGUUCCUGUGUUAAUCCUAAAGGGAAUUAUGAUUGAUGAAUGCUUUUUUAUACUUUUGCAAAUGGGACCAAAGUGCAAACCACUUGAAUGGCUAAGGCUAGGUUCUGACUGAGGAUUCUCCAGCCAGAAAUAUUCCGACCAUCGAUUCAGAGGGCGGCCAUGGCAGACUGAAUUAGUUGGCUAUAGGACUACACAGACAUAUUUCAUGUGGAUUCCGAUAAAAGAAUGAGCCAGAUCAUUCAUUCGGUGACAGAAUUUUGGCGGUGCAAGCGGUUCUGCGCUGCAGUGACCAAUUUCCAUAGUCUGAACCUAGUGUUACUGCAGUUUUGUCCAGGUAAAGGAAACAUGGGGAGAUUUAUCAAAACCUGUGUAGA
This is a messenger RNA of Hyla sarda, 3160 nucleotides long. Its product is annotated as cysteinyl leukotriene receptor 2-like. Gene Ontology annotation, molecular function: leukotriene receptor activity. The coding region runs from base 472 to 1599 and encodes 375 amino acids. The transcript has 3 exons. NCBI's taxonomy places the organism in Eukaryota, Metazoa, Chordata, Amphibia, Anura, Hylidae. The record is from RefSeq and is a predicted model, not a curated record. Gene Ontology annotation, cellular component: plasma membrane. Gene Ontology annotation, biological process: G protein-coupled receptor signaling pathway.